This is a messenger RNA of Prunus armeniaca (apricot), 591 nucleotides long. The record is from the annotation of a GenBank genome assembly. NCBI's taxonomy places the organism in Eukaryota, Viridiplantae, Streptophyta, Magnoliopsida, Rosales, Rosaceae.
AUGUUUGAGUUUAUCCUUAAACUGGCACCUGCGGCUUCGCUUACGGGCGACAAAGCAAGCUUUUAUCAUUGUACGUUCAUUAGUGUGCAAGACACAUUGCAUGAUGGUCUUGGUCGUCACUAUUUCAAUGACUGCUUUGUCGAAGGUGCCAUAGACUUUAUUUGGGGCAACGGCCAGUCUAUUUACGAGAAAUGCAAGAUAAUAUCUGUAACAGACAGAAUAGGCCUAGCUGGUUUUAUCACAGCGCAGGGUCGAAAUGCCGCAAAUGAACCUACUGGUUAUGUAUUCAAUGAUUGCCAUGUAAAUAGAACAGGCCCUAUAUUUUUAGGAAGACCAUACAGAAAUUACUCAAGAGCGGUGUUUGCCUCCACGUACAUGGGAAAUAUAAUUACCCCGGAGGGUUGGUCCGAGUGGCUAACUGGUCCUCUGAAUUUAACCACAUUCUUGGAAGUGAAUUUCAAAGGACCUGGAGCAGACAUGUCGCGUCGUGUGUCAUGGGAGAAGAAAUUAUCGAAUGAGGAAGUUGCAUACUUAACAAACACAACGUCUUUCAUAGACAAAGAGGGAUGGUUGGAAAAGCAACCAAAAUAA